CACAGACAGAUACGCACACCUCUCCCCAACCACCACCACCCUCCCCGGCGGAGCGCCCUAAGUGUCCACAACUUUCGGCCGCCUCAGCCCAGGGCGCGGUGCGGGGUGGGGUGGGGACAGCGCGGUGUGAGUGGAGAGACAGAUGAGAGAGAGCGAGGGAGAGAGAAGAAAGAAAAAAGGAGCAGAAAAGGGAGGAAAAGGAUCCCGGGAAAGAAAGAGGAGUUUCCUAGCGCCCAGAAGAGAUCCCUAGGUGACCGCGGAGCGCCGCGCAGCGCGGGAGGCAGCGCGGCCCGAACUCGGCCCAGCCCCCGAUGCGCGCCGGAGCCCGCGGGCGGCGCUGAGCAGGGCGGCCCCGGCGGCCGGCGGCCGGGCCCCCUCCGCCCGCGCCCCGCGGGCCACCAUGUCCUUCCCCCAGCUCGGAUACCAGUACAUUCGCCCCAUCUACCCACCCGAGCGCCCGGGGACCGCCGGCGGCGGCGGCAGCGCUGGGGCCCGCGGCGGCCCGGCAGCCAGCGCCUCGGAGCUGGCCGCCUCGGGGUCCCUGUCCAAUGUGCUCUCGUCCGUGUACGGGGCGCCCUAUGCCGCCGCGGCAGCAGCGGCCGCCGCCGCCCAAGGCUACGGCGCGUUCCUGCCCUACGCCGCCGAACUGCCCAUCUUCCCGCAGCUGGGCGCACAGUAUGAGCUGAAAGACAGCCCGGGGGUGCAGCACCCGGCCGCCGCAGCCGCGUUUCCGCACCCGCACCCCGCCUUCUACCCCUACGGCCAGUACCAGUUCGGGGACCCGUCCCGUCCCAAGAACGCCACCCGCGAGAGCACGAGCACGCUCAAGGCCUGGCUCAACGAGCACCGCAAGAACCCCUACCCCACCAAGGGCGAGAAGAUCAUGCUGGCCAUCAUCACCAAGAUGACCCUCACCCAGGUGUCCACCUGGUUCGCCAACGCGCGCCGGCGCCUCAAGAAGGAGAACAAGAUGACCUGGGCGCCCCGCAGCCGCACCGACGAGGAGGGCAACGCCUACGGCAGCGAGCGCGAGGAGGACGAGGAGGAGGAGGAGGAAGAGGGCAAACGCGAGCUGGAGGAGGAGGAGGAGCUCGGCGGGGAGGAGGAGGACGCGGGGGGCGAGGGCCUGGCGGACGACGAGGACGAGGAGAUCGAUUUGGAGAACGUGGACGGCGCGGCCGCGGGGCCUGAGCUAGUCCUGGCGGGGGCGGCGCGCGGGGACGACGACCUGGGCCUGGGACCCGGUUCAGACUCCAAGAACAGCGAUUCGGACGACAGCUCCGAGGGCCCGGAGGAGCGCCCGCUGCCGGCCCUGAGUCUGGCCCCAGUGCCGCCGCCGCUGGCCGCGGCUCCGCCGUCCCCGCCCUCGCCCCCCGCGGGCCUGGACCCCUGCGCUCCUGCUCCUGCGCCCGCCUCCGCCCUGCAGAAGCCCAAGAUCUGGUCCCUGGCCGAGACGGCCACGAGCCCGGACAACCCGCGUCGUUCGCCUCCGGGCGCGGGAGGCUCUCCCCCCGGGGCCGCCGUCGCGCCCCCGGCCCUGCAGCUCUCCCCGGCCGCCGCCGCCGUGGCGCACAGACUGGUCUCGGCGCCGCUGGGCAAAUUCCCCGCUUGGACCAACCGGCCGUUCCCGGGCGCGCCGCCCGCCGCCCGUCCGCACCCGCUCUCCCUGCUCGGCUCGGCGCCGCCACACCUGUUGGGACUUCCCGGGGCCUCGGGCCACCCGGCUGCCGCCGCCGCUGCCUUCGCUAGGCCCGCGGAGCCCGAGGGCGGAACAGAUCGCUGUAGUGCCUUGGAAGUGGAGAAAAAGUUACUCAAGACAGCUUUCCAGCCCGUGCCCAGGCGGCCCCAGAACCACCUGGACGCCGCGCUGGUCUUGUCGGCCCUCUCCUCCUCUUAGUUCUUUUUUUUUUAAUUUUUUAAUCGUUGUAAUAAUUGUAAAAAAAAGUAAUCGCUCUGUAUAGUUAUGACUUGUAAGCAUGUCUGUGUAUGAAUACCUUAAAAAGAAAACGAAACAAAAAAGAAAUAAAUAAAAAUAAAUACAACAAGUCCCCCUGGGCGGAGUCUCCCCAAGUCGCUUCUGUCCCCCAAGUUAGCCGGGUUUGGGAGCUGGGUUUGGGAGGUGGACUGUGGGGAGUGGCGUGUCGGUGAGAAUCGGCGUGUCUGACUUGUUUGUAUAUAUACAGAAGAAAUGUACAUAUGUGUGAACCAAAUUGUACAAGAAAGUAUCUAUUUUUGGCUAAAUAAAUGAGCUGUUGCCACUUUGA
This is a messenger RNA of Eptesicus fuscus (big brown bat), 2264 nucleotides long. RefSeq names its product iroquois homeobox 3 (gene IRX3). The transcript is spliced from 5 exons. Lineage: Eukaryota; Metazoa; Chordata; Mammalia; Chiroptera; Vespertilionidae. The record is from RefSeq and is a predicted model, not a curated record. Gene Ontology annotation, molecular function: DNA-binding transcription factor activity, RNA polymerase II-specific; RNA polymerase II cis-regulatory region sequence-specific DNA binding. Gene Ontology annotation, biological process: cell development; neuron differentiation; regulation of transcription by RNA polymerase II. Gene Ontology annotation, cellular component: nucleus. Bases 401 to 1897 code for a protein of 498 amino acids.